AUGGACGGCUCUGAAGUCCAACCCUUCUUCAUUUGUCCAAUCUUUCUAGACAUCAUGAAGGACCCUGUUACUAUCUCCACAGGAAUGACGUUUGACAGAGAGAGCAUCAAAAAAUGGUUCUUCUCUUACAACAAAACUACUUGUCCCGUAACGAAACAGCCCCUCACUGAUCAACUUCUAACAAACUCCAACCAAAACUCCUCAUUGACAAAGCUCGAAGACUACAAGCCUAGAACCAUCUCUUUAAUCCAUCCAAACCAGUUUAAAGAAGGGUUGCUGCAAUCUUCUACGCAGAAGAAAACUCUUACAAAAAUCAGAUUGUUGAUUCAAGAGAAUGAUGAUCAUACAAUAUCGAUGUUUGAUGCUGAUAUAGCUUCACUUGUAGCAUCUCUCAUGGCAGAUACAGAUUCACAAUGCAACUCACAGGGUACUAGUGAAAAAGAGCAGAAAUUGUUGAAGAAGCCAUGUCAGUGUAGGUCCAAAUUCAAAGUGGUGGAUUAUACAUACAAGGCUGAACUGAAAAUCGAUUUCUUCCAAAGCAUUGGUGAGAUAUUGAAGGAUCAGAAUUCGAUCCGUGGGAGCUUGGCAGUUUUAUCAGUUUUACUUGAAGUUUUGCCACAUGAUAACAACGGGAAGAAAGCUGUUGAGAUGGGGAUUGUUUUGGUGCUUGUAGAGUUGCUUUGUGAGUGCAAUGACAGACGGCCAUGUGAGAACAUGUUGGGUGUGCUAGACCAGUUGUGUAGGGUAGCAGAAGGCCGGGCCACUUUAUUGGCUCACCCGGCAGGACUAGCAGCUGUGUCAUCUAAGAUACUGAGAAAAUCUCAUGUUGCAAAUCAUCGGGCUGUGAAUGCGUUGUUAUGUGUUUUUAGAUUCGGUAAGAGUAGUGUGGUGUGGUCGCACAAGAGCUUGUGGAGGUGGGUGGUGUUGCCAAAAUGUGCAUGGUGA
Ilex paraguariensis (yerba mate) is the source of this 945-nucleotide messenger RNA. The record is from the annotation of a GenBank genome assembly. NCBI's taxonomy places the organism in Eukaryota, Viridiplantae, Streptophyta, Magnoliopsida, Aquifoliales, Aquifoliaceae.